Messenger RNA from Kickxella alabastrina, 1229 nucleotides. Its product is annotated as 4-hydroxybenzoate polyprenyl transferase. The transcript is spliced from 3 exons. Gene Ontology annotation, biological process: ubiquinone biosynthetic process. Gene Ontology annotation, molecular function: 4-hydroxybenzoate polyprenyltransferase activity. Bases 211 to 1131 code for a protein of 306 amino acids. The record is from RefSeq and is a predicted model, not a curated record. Gene Ontology annotation, cellular component: mitochondrial inner membrane. Lineage: Eukaryota; Fungi; Kickxellomycota; Kickxellomycetes; Kickxellales; Kickxellaceae.
UGCGCUGACCACUGGCUCUGCUUCCCCAUUUAUUGUCACUAGAGCCAAAUUAACCUGGUCCAGAGCUCCGACGCUUCUGCAGAGUACCACGAGAAUCAGCAAAUACAACAAGCCGCCUAUUUCCAUAGUCUCUACCAUCGGCACUAGACACAUUACCACACAGUCUCGCUGGUGCAGUACGGCCCGUUUAUCAAUAGAUUCCCAGAAUCAAUGCGCCCAUAUCUGUAUCUGACCCGAAUGGACAAGCCCAUCGGGACCUGGCUCCUAUACUGGCCGUGCGUAUGGGGCAUAGGAAUGGGCGCAUAUGCGACUGGAAUUCCCAUUGCCAGUAUGGCAUACCUUAUGGCAUUGUUUGGAACUGGCGCCGUUGUUAUGCGCGGGGCUGGGUGUACCAUCAAUGACAUGUGGGACGUCAAAUUCGACAAAAUGGUUGAGCGCACCAAGACACGCCCGAUUGCGUCGGGCGUUAUCAGCCGCCCAAAGGCGUUUGUCUUUCUCAGCGCACAGCUCGCUGCAGGCCUUGCCGUAUUGGUGCAGCUAAAUCCUUACACGAUUGCAUUUUGUAUGGGGUCCAUGCCGCUGGUGAUCAUGUAUCCAUUUAUGAAGCGCAUCACAUACUGGCCCCAACUAGUUCUGGGUCUCGCCUUCAACUGGGGCGCACUCGCUGGCUGGUCAGCAGUGGCGGGCGGAAUCGAUUGGGCCGUUGCUCUACCACUCUACGCAGCCGGCGUGUCGUGGACAUUGGUAUACGACACGAUCUACGGACACCAAGACAAACGGGACGAUAUUGCUGCAGGCGUCAAAUCGACGUCCUUGCUUUUUGCAGAAAACACAAAGGCGAUCUUGUCCGGAUUCUCUACUAGCACCAUAGGUCUCUUGUGUCUGUCGGGUUAUAUGAAUGGGCAGGGAAUACCAUUCUACGCCACUGUUCUGGGCGCCGGCACUGCUCACUUGGUGUGGCAGCUGCGCAAAGUCAACAUCAACGAUCCCUCGAUGUGCUGGAAAAUUUUCAAAUCAAACACUUGGUUUGGUGGUAUCAUUUUCAGUGCCAUUUUGGCUGACCUUGUGUACACCCGUUAUAUGGCAAAAGUUGAAGACGAAGGCCCUUUGUUGGUGAAGGCCAAAGCUUAGCUUGUGUGCUGCUAAAACAGCAUGUACAAGGUGUCAUUUUAUUAGAGAUUUUCACAUUUUUAUUUGGUGCAAAAUAUAAAUGAAAUUAUUUAUUUUUG